AUGUCUUCCAAACAUCAGUCACCUCGGCAAUCGCUCAAUGCUUCUCCUUUGCCCGAACCAAAACCAACCAAGUCAAUCGUUGCAUCGAAAGUUCCAACAAAUGCAGACGCAAAUGUAAUCAUCAAAGACUUGAGACACAACUACUUAGGUGUCGAACAAGUCACUCGACUCUAUGAUAAAGAUGGAAAAGUCAACAGCAAUGUUCGUAUUGAUUUCACAUCGAUCAAACUUGCAAAUGCAGCUCUAAGUAAAGGAUAUGUUCUCAUCGAUGGCAAACAAUGUCCAGUUCGAACAUAUCAACCACCAUUCUGUCAUCGAUGUCAUACUGAAGGACAUUAUGCUUCCAAUUGUUCACAAAAACCAUUGACUGAACAACGACUUCGAGACUUAUUUCAACAACAACAACAACAACUAGAAUCGAUGAUGAAUGCAUUUGAAAGUAAAUGGAAUGAACGAUUAUUGUCUAUGAAAACAAGUUCACCGACAAAUGACAAUUUAGACAAAGUAAUUCCAGUUUUGAAAGACUUGACAUCAAUUUGUCAACAAUUCAAUCAACAAAACGUUCAAAUGCAACAAAAAUUCAGUAGUGUUAUCAAUCAUUUGCAAGAUAUUAAUCUUCAAGCGAGUGUUGAACAAACACGAGUACCUUUUCCUGAACAAAAUGGACAUUAG
Adineta ricciae is the source of this 672-nucleotide messenger RNA. Lineage: Eukaryota; Metazoa; Rotifera; Eurotatoria; Adinetida; Adinetidae. The record is from the annotation of a GenBank genome assembly.